GCUGCAGGACCAGGAGAGAUCUGCUGUGAGUCUGAGCUGAUAAAGAAUUCCGGAUUUCUGCUUCCUCCAGUUCCAUCAGGGAGAUCACUCCGGCUGAUUUUGUGUCCCACACUGCUCGUGGUGGCCCCUCCCCACCAUGACUCUCCUGGCUCGCACCCUGGCACUGCUGGCAAUGACCAUGGCCACCGUGGCCAUCAAGGUGGUGCCACUGGACAUGGCCCAGGACUCCUUCGAUGACCAGUACCGGGGCUGUGCCCCUGCCAUAGCUUCAGCCUUGCCAGCCCUCUACAGCUUUGAGUAUCAGAUGAAUCCUCACUUUGCCCAGGGCUGGUAUCAUGCUGAUGCUGAGUGGCGCAAGCGGGGCUCUCCUGUUUUCCCUCUGGUGUCCCCAUGGCAGGCCGUCGCUGUCAUGGCCUACACCAUGAAGUACCUCUACAAGGAGUUCAACGCGGCCGUGCGUGUGGCUGGGCGUUCCCAUGAGGAAUACCAGAACAACUUCCACUUCAAAACGCUGCAUUUCCUGCUGACUGAUGCCCUGGCGACACUGAAGCACGCUCAGAACAAGCAGUGUCACCGCGUGUUCCGGGGUGUGCGUGACGUUCAAUUCCAGGCACAGCGUGGCCAGAGUGUCCGGUUUGGUCAAUUCACAUCGACGUCGCUGAGCAAAGAGAUCGCCCAGAAAUACGGAACAGACACCGUAUUUGAGGUUUACACAUGCCACGGUGUGGACAUCCAGGCUUUUUCCUACGAUCCUAGAAACCGUGAGGUGCUGAUCCCACCCUUUGAGACCUUCAAGGUCACCAAAGUCACUCAGAACGGGAAGAAGACAAGGAUCAGCCUCCGCUCCACUGGGACCUUCAGCAAACACAGCUGUGCAUGGCUGUGGGGUGACGCCACAGGGGACAUACUGGGGCUGUGGGGAUACCCACUGUGGGUAUGGGGACACCCAUGGUAAGGCACAGGCUACAAUGACACUGACUUGGGAUGGGGGACAUGGGCAUCCAGUGUGUGUGCGGGGACACAGACACCCAGGGCUGGAAACAAAGACAGGGAUACCUGGUGCUGGGGACACCCACAGUGUACACGGCACACCCAUGACAGGGUACAGGGGGUAGGUACAGGGCACAGGGGGUGGGUACACUCACUGAGAGUUUGGGGACAGGGACACCACAUGCUGGGGACACCAAGUUUAGGGACAUCCAAUGUGGGAAUCGUGACAGGAAUGUGGAUUAUAGGGCACAGGGAUCCCCACUUCUGGGGGGGAACACAGACAGGGACAGCCCUGCCAGGGGACAACAGGAACAGGGACAGGGACAGAGACAGGGACCUCCCCAUACCAAUCCUGUCACUCCCCACCAAAGGCAGUGCUGUGAGGAUGAGUCCUGUGUGCUGGACAUGGGUGAGCUGGGACGCCCCUUGGCACCCCCUGUCACCUCCCAUGGCACUCCCUGACUUCCCCUGCUCCUUUACCCCUAAGCCCACCAGGACUCCCCUGUCUUACCUAGUCCCUGUACCCCCUAUGCACCAGCAGACACCCUGUCACGUCAUGGCCCCCAAUUCACCUGUCACCCCCCACCUCCAAUUAUGGCCGUAACUGACCCCUUCACUCCCCACAUGUUCUCCCUCACCCCCCUCUUUGUCCCCCAGGUGGCACCAGCCACAGGGCCCCCUUCCACCUCGGAGUACUCUUCCUGGCUACCACAGCCCUGGCAGUGGCCACUGGAAUUCUCUGAGCCAUGAGGCCACCAAGGUCACCGAGGUCACUGUGGUCACGGUGGCAGCCGUGGUCGCCAUGAUCACCAAGACUCCCUGUAACAAGGCUACCACAGCCACUGUGACCACUGUGACCACCAAGGCCAUUGCGCAAACAAUUCUAUUAAAUAAUUCAAUCAUAACAAUUCCAUUAAAUAAAUCUGUCAAAACCAGAAAAAA
Molecule: messenger RNA, 1932 nt
Organism: Haemorhous mexicanus (house finch)
Lineage: Eukaryota; Metazoa; Chordata; Aves; Passeriformes; Fringillidae
Product: NAD(P)(+)--arginine ADP-ribosyltransferase 2-like
Exons: 2
Coding region: 137-955 (272 amino acids)
Molecular function (GO): NAD+ poly-ADP-ribosyltransferase activity; NAD+-protein-arginine ADP-ribosyltransferase activity
Source: RefSeq, a predicted model, not a curated record